This is a messenger RNA of Halichondria panicea, 2245 nucleotides long. RefSeq names its product zinc finger protein 93-like. The transcript is spliced from 10 exons. Gene Ontology annotation, molecular function: DNA-binding transcription factor activity; RNA polymerase II cis-regulatory region sequence-specific DNA binding. Lineage: Eukaryota; Metazoa; Porifera; Demospongiae; Suberitida; Halichondriidae. The record is from RefSeq and is a predicted model, not a curated record. Gene Ontology annotation, biological process: regulation of transcription by RNA polymerase II. Bases 146 to 2074 code for a protein of 642 amino acids.
UGAAUGAGUAGCUAGCGUGAGCUUUGCUUAUAGGGGAGUCACUAGACUGUACUUGUCUUUGGGCCGUGUGUGUGCGUGUCUUAAUAAGGCUGUGUAUGUGUACAGAGCCAUGUAAUAGGGGCGUGUCAUCAUGGCUGGAUAGGACAUGGCGGGAGAUCCGCUGACAGAGCGGCUCAAGGAUCAAGUAUCAGCAUCCAUCCAGGACGCGUUGCUCAAAGCCACCAGUGUACUGAGCAACCUUCAUCGUGUGCAAUCAUAUCUGGAUGUACUGGCCAACCUCCCAGUAUCCAGGGCAGGGGAUAUUAUCAAGAGUGCUGUGGAGCAGGUUAGGGGGAUGAAGGAUGACACCACCUCGCUACUGCAGACUGUGUACCUCACUGAGAUCGGACUGGGUAGUCUACAGGAGCUGGACAGAGGUGGCGGUGUGGUGGUGUUGAGUGAUGUACUCACCUCUGAGGGUCCACCAUUAGACCACGUCUCCACUCUACUAGACUCUGUGUCUGAGAACAAUGAAGACCCUCUUCCACCAACAAAGAAGCUGAAGUUGGGUGUGUCUAUUCAUUCUUGUGCUGGCUGUAGUCGCAAGUUUGCCCGUCAAUCCUCCACUGACACGUCCUCCCUGUGUCGUGUGUGCCGGGAUGAACCGCCUACACAGGCCAGUCCUAGUAUGCAGCUAGAAGGGACUCCUCUCUCUAAGAGUACUCCUCGUGGGAAGAAGCGCAAGACAGUCCCUCAGAAGUGCUCCCUGUGUGGGGUGGGGUUUGUGUAUAGACGCUGUUUAUUAAGACACAUUAAAGAGAACCACCCUAAUGUUAAUGCUAACAACCUGGAGCAGUACAUCCAGCAACCCUCUGUAGAGCAAGGGGCCCCCCUGAGUGCUGGCGGGGGUACAGAAGUUCACCUCAUGGCCUCUCAUGACUCCAUUGUUGAACAUGUUCUGGGUGAGUUCACUUCUUCUAGUCUGCAUGUGACUAUCGACUCUGAGGGCUCUCUAUCACAUGAUCUGAAUGCUGGAUCACAUGACCUGACAGCUGAAUCACAUGACCUAACAACUGAAUCACAUGACUUGACUGCUGGAUCACAUGACACAAGCAACGGAGGGACAGAAGAAGAAACUCAAGAAGCUUUGGACGGCAAGUGUACAGUGCUGACAGUGAAUGGUGAGAAGGUGUACAAGUGUCGACAGUGCAGCAAGACCUUCAGUAGGCCCUACCGUAUCCAACGCCAUCUCCAAGUCCAUAACCCAGCCCGCCAUAAAGUCCAGUGUCACAUCUGUGGCAAAUACUUCACUAGAGUGGACACACUGCAGACACACAUACGCUGUGUUCACACCGAUGAGCGACCGUUUGCAUGUACCUUUGAGGGCUGUGAUAAAAGCUUCCCUGUGCAGUCUGGCCUAGUCCAUCAUCUCAAGAGUCAUAUGGAUGGCAAGCCAUACAAAUGCCCUGAGUGCUCAGAGGCGUUUGCACUCAUGACAGAGUUCAAAGGUCAUAUGACGAGUCAACAUGCGGACACCAAGGACCUUCGUUGCUCAGACUGCUACAAGUUAUUCUCCACAUCCUCCGAGCUGGAGCAGCAUCGCUCACUAGAGCACAGGCUAGAGUGUGAGAUCUGCAACAAGACGUUUGCUAGACUGGGAUUCCUCCAAGCCCACGUGGAGAUACACAGUGGACCCAGUCUCUACAACUGCCGAUUCUGUAAUUCUGGUUUCGACAACGAAUAUUCAUACAAGCAGCACGUGAAGACACACCCAAAGUACAACCGAGUGCGUAAAGUCCACCCCUGCCCCGUGUGUGGAGAUAGCUUCAUGGAUGCCAACGAUCUUAUGGAACAUUAUCAAUCUGAGAAUCAUCGUGAGAAGGUUAAGAGUCUUGGAGUGAGCGGGAAUAUGCUGGCAGCUAUGGGGAAUUUUGGAGGAGCUGGGGGGAGCGAAGUGGUCUCAAGUGGAGAGGCUGAUUUUGGAGGGGGAGAGGUGGUCGAGACUGCUGCUGGACUGUCGGAUGAAGCUCUCAUUCGAAGCAUCUCUGAGAGUGAUGCGUUCCAGGUGGCACUAGCUGGGGGUGGUGUCAAUUGAACUCUCAUGAACUAUGAACUGAACUGAACUGAACUAUGAACUCUACUGUAUAUAUAGCUGCAGCUUGCUUUAUUUUAGUUAUACAUAAUUAUUAUAGAGGUGUGCAUGUACUUUUUGUGUCUAUCCAUCAUUAUUAGUUUAUAUAGCCCAAUAAACUCUUGGUUUAGCCUG